ACUGAACGUACUUCUUAAAACAAGAUGGUUCCCUUUCACACUUCACAGAGUGGUGCUUGUUGUAUCGAGUUUUCAAAAGUCGUGGAUAUUUUACGGAAACAAAGUUAUUUUUCUUAAGUAGGGACUGAACUCUGAAAAAAUUAAACGUACAUAUAUCGUUAAAUAUUUAGCAUUAAUUUCAUGAUGCGGCGACGAAGUGAAAGAAAGAAGUCCACUGAAGUUUCGUCUCCUGCCCCGGUGUCUCGUCGAACAAGUCGUCGAUCGCGUAAAACAUCUGAAACUGCGAGUGAAAAAGGCGCAUAUCCCGAAAUGUCCCCGCAAGGGGAUGAGACGGAAAAGGGUACUCAAAAUGCAGAUUGUCCCGUUGAUACCAUUAAUGAAGAACCGUCAACUGAACCUGGUAAGAGCCGUUCACGUAAUCGCACACCGGUAAAGGAUCGGAGCAGUCCCGCCAAACGUAAAGCUCAGAACACUAUCACUGACUUAAAAAUAGAAGCUAUUCCGGAAGAAAUCCAAUCUGUAAAAGAGGAGUGUUCAAAUGAGGAAAAAAUGGACCAAGAAUUAAAUUUAAAGAAAGAAGCACUUCAAAAAUCGGAAUCAGAUAUAACAGCGGCUUCAUGCUCAUCAAGUCCGAAAACUAAUGUUGAUAUUAUGAAACCUUUGGAUGUGUUAGAAAUUCAAGCGGAAGAUAAUGAUGAAGAAAAGUUGCAAUCACAAGAUGCACUGAGCAAAAAUGAAAGCUUAGUUGACAAUGUUACUGUGUCUGAGAAAAAAGGCGAAGAAAAGCCUCAAACUGAAGUGGUAAGCAAAGAAGGUGAAGCCCCAGUUACUGAUAAUACAAAUAAUUCUAAAAAUGAUAUGUCAAACCCUCAAUCGCCCAAAAGCGAAGCUAUUAAUUCCGAGGAAAAAACUGAUGUAAAGGUAAAUAAACGGACGUGGAUAACAACAAAGAGGACGGUACAAAACAGGAGCCCGCUCCUUGUGAUUACCACUGAAACAUUGAAAACAUCAAUUCCUGAAAACGUACAUCCUGCUCCACAAGUUAACUUGGCAUCUUCACCUGAAGUACAAGAGGUUAACUCGGAACGUGAGGAAGGCGAAGAGACUCCUUCCCCAGAAAGGGAGAUUCACAGACCUAGUACUACUAAUAGUGUUGAAAAAACAAAUCGGAACCAAAGUGAAUCAUCUUCCGUACAAAGAACCGUUAACAAAGUUAAUAUAAAAGUUGAACAACGUUCACAGAGUCCACAAAAUAAGAAAGCCACUAAUAUACUUUUUAUAACAAACCUUGUACGACCAUUUACUGUACUUCAAUUAAAAGGGUUAUUAGCUCGCACUGGAAAAAUGGUGGAGGAUGGAUUUUGGAUCGAUCGCAUCAAAUCGAAAUGCUAUGUACAAUAUGAGACAGAAGAUGAAGCCAUUGAAACGCGGCAUGCCUUACAUGGAGUACGUUGGCCGGUUUCAAACCCCAAAUGCUUAAUUGUAGGCUUUGCAAAACAGAGUGACAUGGAUCGUGCUAUUCAAUCUACCAAAGAGGAGCAAUCCAGUUUUGGUCAAGAAAGUCAUAGAGAUAAUGUUCUUAUCGGCAUGGGUUGGAAUAGAGAUAGGAAUGGCGUAGAUGAAAAGAGGACAAAAAAGAAUUUUGGGUUAUUGGCUCAAUGUAAUAUAUUUCAGACAAUAAGGCCGGUUCGAGAAUGGGAUGUUGGAAAGAAGGAGAGUUUAGAUCGAGAUAAGAACAGAGAAGUCAUAAAGCGGCGUAGCAGAGAAAGGGAAAUUUUUUUUGGCAAUCGGGAAACUGAUCGCAAUGGGAAAGACAGGAGACCCCGGUCUAAGGGAAGAGGAGAUGCGAGAAGUAGUAGCCGAUCGCCAGCACGGAAGGUAAAGAAAAAGGAAAAUGACCCACCGUUAAGACUUCUGGAUGACUUGUUUCGCAAAACUAAGAGUACACCAUGUAUUUACUGGCUACCAUUAACACCAGAACAAAUUGCUGAAAAAGAGGCAUUCCGACAGAAGCGACUUGAAGAACAUAAACAGCGCAUUAAGCAAAGAGAGGUGGAAAAAGGGAAAGAAAGAGAGAAAGAAAGGAAUCGGACCAAUGAACGAAGAGAUAGAGAAAGAGAAAGGGAUCAAAGGCGUAAUCGAUCCAGUGAUCGCCGUUCUCGUAGUCGUGAUCGACGCCGUUACUAAACAAUUAUUGGUAUUGUAUAACCAAAUUAUCAUUACGUCGUCGUUGCAUUUGAAAUUUAUUACUUUUCAACACAUGCAACAGCGGAUGCAUGCUGAACGAAAGCUGAAAUAAAUUUCAUUUAGCAUCGUUCUGAAGUUAAAAAAUGGCAAGUAUUUCAACAAACCUAAAGAAAUAGUUUCCGGCUAUCCUAGCCUUUGGCGAAGAUAUACAUACAUUUUUUGUUUUUUUUUUACUAAAAAUAAUUCAAAGAAUUUCAAAUCACAAAAACAAAUUGUCGCCAAAGUCAUUUUCAAAAGUCUAUCCUUUUCUUAGAUAAACAAAUCGUUAAUUUUUCCAAAUAAUUUUACUCGAAACAGUCGGUAAUUUUGUUAUUUUCAAGUUUUGGAAAUAAGUAACUUACCAUAUAUUGUUUCCAAUGUGUUGCGAAAAAAGUCUUUAUUACUUCUUAUACCCGCAAAAGUUUAGAUUGGGUACUCAAUUUAGUUGCAAAUGCUACUAAAAUAUCCUUAGGAAACGGUCAGAUUUUGAGCAUCCAAAACAUCAAAAUCUGUUAUGAAACUUUCUGGAAAAUUCUUUUAAGUGGAGAGGCGCAGCAGGCCAAUUGAAAUCUACAAUACAAGUGUUCUCGACGCCACCUUGGAUACAAAUUCAGCAGUAAAGUGGCACUUGACCACAUAAAGUUCUUAAUAUCAAUAUACAAUGAUACAAUAUUUAAAAUAAAACACAAUAAGUUCUCUCAAAAUACUUUUGG
This is a messenger RNA of Anastrepha ludens (Mexican fruit fly), 2939 nucleotides long. RefSeq names its product apoptotic chromatin condensation inducer in the nucleus (gene Acn). Gene Ontology annotation, molecular function: nucleic acid binding. The transcript has 5 exons. NCBI's taxonomy places the organism in Eukaryota, Metazoa, Arthropoda, Insecta, Diptera, Tephritidae. The record is from RefSeq and is a predicted model, not a curated record. The coding region runs from base 181 to 2187 and encodes 668 amino acids.